CCAGCGGGUGCCCCGGAAGCACUCUCCGCAGCAACUUCCGGGAGAGGUUUGUAAGCCUGGUGCGGGAGCUUCGGGCGGUAAGACAGUUUCAAGUAGCGGCGGACCAAUAUGUCCCGUGGUUCCAGCGCCGGUUUUGACCGCCACAUUACCAUUUUUUCGCCCGAGGGCCGGCUCUACCAAGUAGAAUAUGCUUUUAAGGCUAUUAACCAGGGUGGCCUUACAUCAGUAGCUGUCAGAGGGAAAGACUGUGCAGUAAUUGUCACACAGAAGAAAGUACCAGACAAAUUAUUGGAUUCAAGCACAGUGACUCAUUUGUUCAAGAUAACUGAAAACAUUGGUUGUGUAAUGACUGGAAUGACAGCUGACAGCAGGUCCCAGGUACAGAGGGCACGCUACGAAGCAGCUAAUUGGAAAUAUAAGUAUGGCUAUGAGAUUCCUGUGGACAUGCUAUGUAAAAGGAUUGCUGAUAUUUCUCAAGUCUACACACAGAAUGCUGAAAUGAGGCCACUUGGUUGUUGUAUGAUUUUGAUUGGUAUAGAUGAAGAACAAGGCCCUCAGGUGUACAAGUGUGACCCUGCAGGUUAUUACUGUGGGUUUAAAGCUACUGCAGCAGGAGUUAAACAAACGGAGUCAACCAGCUUUCUUGAAAAAAAAGUGAAGAAGAAAUUUGACUGGACAUUUGAACAGACUGUUGAAACUGCAAUUACAUGUUUGUCUACUGUCCUAUCAAUUGACUUCAAACCUUCAGAGAUAGAGGUUGGAGUGGUUACAGUUGAAAAUCCUAAAUUCAGGAUUCUUACAGAAGCAGAAAUUGAUGCUCAUCUUGUUGCUCUAGCAGAGAGAGACUAAACUUGUCAUUAGUUUACCACAUCCAUAUGCCAAUUGCCUAUGUGUUUGGUAACAGCAGACCACCAUUAUAGAGGCCCCUGGAUUGAAAAAGGAUCCUCUCCCACUCCUGCCACUUAAUGUGGUUAGGACUCUGUAUAAAUAAAACCAGUGCUUUUGGAAAAUAA
Molecule: messenger RNA, 1013 nt
Organism: Dipodomys spectabilis (banner-tailed kangaroo rat)
Lineage: Eukaryota; Metazoa; Chordata; Mammalia; Rodentia; Heteromyidae
Gene: Psma6
Product: proteasome 20S subunit alpha 6
Exons: 7
Coding region: 109-849 (246 amino acids)
Biological process (GO): ubiquitin-dependent protein catabolic process
Cellular component (GO): cytosol; proteasome core complex, alpha-subunit complex; proteasome core complex
Source: RefSeq, a predicted model, not a curated record